Messenger RNA from Scophthalmus maximus (turbot), 3283 nucleotides. It is a transcript of the gene rnf14, whose product is annotated as ring finger protein 14. Gene Ontology annotation, molecular function: ubiquitin protein ligase activity; zinc ion binding; ubiquitin conjugating enzyme binding. Gene Ontology annotation, cellular component: ubiquitin ligase complex; cytoplasm. The coding region runs from base 150 to 1604 and encodes 484 amino acids. The transcript is spliced from 9 exons. Gene Ontology annotation, biological process: protein polyubiquitination; ubiquitin-dependent protein catabolic process; positive regulation of proteasomal ubiquitin-dependent protein catabolic process. NCBI's taxonomy places the organism in Eukaryota, Metazoa, Chordata, Actinopteri, Pleuronectiformes, Scophthalmidae. The record is from RefSeq and is a predicted model, not a curated record.
CCGACUGUUACGCGAUCGGUUAAACGACCACCACGUCAAACGGCGGAGGAAGUCAACUUGUGCUAGCUUCGCGUGCUAGCUCCCGGGCCACCGUACAGCUUAACACGGGCGACGCACGAGCUGGUGUCAAGUCACGACACGGAAUGUAAAUGUCUGAGGACAGGGAAGCCCAGGAGGAUGAGCUGCUCGCCCUAGCAAGCAUUUACGAUGAGGAGGAGUUCCGCCAAGCCGACUCGGCCCAGGGGGGAGAGAUCCAACUCUGCCUGGAGCUUCCUCCCGAUUUCAAAAUUGUCGUCAAAGGAGGGAAGCAAACUGAAUAUAAUGUCUGCUUCUUACCUCCUCUGGUGCUCAACUUUGAGCUUCCGGCAGACUAUCCUUCCACAUUAUCACCAAUCUUCACCCUCAGCUCCAAAUGGAUGACAAGAGCACAGAUGAGCUCCCUGUGUAGACGUCUGGACGAUCUGUGGGAGGAGAACCAGGGCUGUGUGAUUCUUUUCACGUGGAUCCAGUUCCUCAAAGAGGAGGCUCUGGACUUUCUGGGCAUCCAGUCUCCUCUUGAAGUCAUCAGGGGAGGAAGUAAGGCAGGUGGUGGUGAGCGCAGGAAAACAGACCCUGCAGCUACAGCUCUGACACAGUCUGGGAGUCACUCUGAAAACGCAGAGGAGAAGAAAAGAGAUGCGAAGAAAGAAAAGUCUGAAGCGCAAUCAACGCCGUCUUCUCAACUGGACCCGCGGACAGUUCUGUUGAGGGACCCGCACGCUGACCUCCUACCUCAGCUCCUGGACUUUGACGAGGCGCAGCGCCAGAAGGUGUUUGACAGCAAGGUGUUCUGCUGCGGGAUCUGCUUUGUAGAGAAACUGGGCUCCAUGUGCCUCUGCUUUAAGGAGUGCCAGCACGUCUACUGCAAGGCCUGCAUGACCGAGUACUUCCAGAUCCAAAUACGGGACGGCAACGUUCAGUGCCUUAAUUGCCCUGAACCAAAAUGUACCUCCUUAGCCACACCACUGCAGGUGAAGCAGUUGGUGGAUGAUGAGCUGUUCGCCCGCUAUGACCGUUUGCUGCUCCAGUCCACACUGGACCUCAUGGCCGACGUGGUCUACUGUCCCCGCCAGUCCUGCGGCACCGCCGUCAUGGUGGAGCCGGACACAACAAUGGGCAUUUGCACUGCCUGCCAGUAUGCUUUUUGCACACUGUGCAAGCUUGGCUACCACGGCCUCUCCAACUGUAAAAUCCCUGCAGAGGAAUUGCGGAACCUCCGAGACGAGUACCUGUCUGCCACAGCUGAGGGGAAAAAGUUCCUGGAGCAGCGCUUUGGCAAGAGGGUGAUCCAGAAAGCAGUGGAAGAGUCCUUUAGCAGAGACUGGCUCCACGAGAACUGCAAAUGCUGCCCACGCUGCGGAACUAAUAUCCAGAAAGUGGACGGCUGUAACAAGAUGACCUGUACCUCGUGUAAACAAUACUUCUGUUGGCUGUGCAUGGGCGUCCUAAGCAGAGUCAACCCGUACAGUCACUUUAACAACCCACAUUCACCGUGUUACAACCAACUCUUCCACGGCGUGGACCUCGAUGAAGAAGAUGCCUUCUGGAGUGACGAGGAGGACUGACGCCUGUGCCAGUUUCUCACUACCAUAUCCUCCUUCUGAAUGCACUUUAACUCACAUAACCGUCACUUCACCUUUCGCUGUCAGGAUUUAAUACAACUGUGUUCCGUCAGGAAUGGGCAAGAACAGUUGUAUCAUGUUUUCCCUCAAGAGAGAAACAGCUGAGGUCAUUCAUGUCAUUUAAAAAAAUGUAAGCUCACGGAUACAUACUCGGCUGUGACUGGUCGUAAAAUAUGUCUAUCAAACCCUUCAAAUUUGACAGUGUGACAGGGCUGAGAUUUUAUUCCGAAGCUCUAAAAUUGGUUGGAUUUCUCUUUGUUCCUCCACACAGCUCAACAUGCUCUUUUUCUGAACUGGAAACAGUUCAUGAUAUGUUUUGGUGUCCCCACAGGUUUACAAUCCUGGAGACACUGACUAAGCUCAGUUUGAUGAAUUGGAAGUGUUUUGUUUCCAUGUAGCUACUCAACUAUGCCCUCUGAGAGGUAGAGGGAGAAAGAAGGAAACUCUGCACUCUGCACCCUGCUCGUUCUAUCAUGUAUCUGCCGUCUUUGUCUAACAUUAUGUCACAUGUCCAAAGUAUGACAUGGCAAAUUUUAUUCAUCAAACAAACUUCAAGGUGGAUGAUUGAAUGAUUUUCGUAAUCUAACCAACACUGUUAUGCAAACAAUAAUAAAACGACUAAAGCGAUGGAGGCAGAACUGCCGAUUUGUCAUCCUGACAAACUUUCAGAACAGUUUUUUUUUUGGUUUACAUCCUAGGCUUUUUUUUUGGUUGACUACCAGAAUGGGAAACCCGGAUACAGACACGUGUUCUCUGUAGGUUACAAUAUCAGGCGGGGCUCAUCUUUUCCCUGGGAUGCAGGGAUGUGGUGUUUUUAUUUUUCCUGAUACAAUAUCCUUUUUUAUGAUUUCCUUUCAUUUUGAGGUUUACACAAAUGUGUUUUUUGCACAUCCUAUGAUAAUUGUCAAGAAGGUUAAAAAGAGUAAUUCAAUACUUUUUGGUUGUAAGGGGUGGUUUCAUUAAUUUUUUUUUCAGUCUCGUGUCUUAGUCCAUACAGAAUGUAAUAUUGGAGGGACAGUGCAGCAAAUAUUCAUGAGUUGGGAUACUGGGAUUGUGAUUAUGGUGUGUGUCCGCUAGAAAGUCAACUCAUUCAGGGGACUGCCGUGUUAGAAAGGAAAUUUCUAUUUUAGGAAGCCAUCUAGGAUUGAUUUUGACUAGAUUUAUUCACACACUCCUUUGAACGAAAUGUACAUUUAAUGUUGCCAAAUGUUAGUGUCAAAGGGAGGCCAUAGUAUCUCGAUAAUGUCUUAUUACAAAAUGACUGUUAAUUUAUUUUCAUUUUUCAAAUUUGAUUACAAGAACAACUAUCUAAUACAAGCAUUUGAGUUUAAAUUGAAUCAUGCAUCAAAUCUUUUUUUCUUUUCUUCUUUUUUUCGUUGUUGAAUAAUUUGCUCCUGCUCCGAAAGUGCAGAAUACUAAAAGAAAUUGAUGCUGGUCUGGGCUGUUAAAAGACAAUCUCUUGUUCAGUAAUGCACGCACAGUAGAUUGAUUUUCCCAUCAACGCAGACCCACUCUCACUUCAUGCCUCAUAUACAGUACAGUUAUGUUUGAAUGAAGGACUUGCAGAAUCCUGUUAAAAUGCAUUUAACAUACUGUUCCUCGAAAUAAACCUUACCACUUAA